UCUGAAUAACAAUGAAGCAAAAGCUUAGCUUAAGCUGCCUAUCCCAAAUCUCAGCAACGGUCGGUCGGGCUUUUCGAUCAUAAUAACAAAACAGGCAUCAAAAACCGCCUUGUUAUACCGUAAGAUUGCGUCUUACAGCAUUUCAUCAGAAAUGUCAAGCUCGGGUUUUCAGGCUCGUCGGAUAUGCCUGGUCACGGCCUACUUAAAGGUCUCGAUACCGCGGUCUGUAUGAGGUUUUUUGAUAAACAAGUGAUCAAUCAAACAAUAAACCCCCAGAAUGUUUGCUACUACAAUGCGGUUGAUUCCCAUCCUUUUGGCAGGCUUCCUGAUGGGCGCCCAAGCCCAGGUUGCUCUUCCCACUACCUUGCCUGCGUUUACAAGCAUCUGGUUUCCCGGAGAUAUUCCCGGCGGCCCUUUCCCGUCAAAACUUGAAGCGAACGUGCUCAUUGAUAACCCUGGCACUACUACAUGGUCCUUCACCACCGAAACCGCCGUUGCGGGCGCAACAACCACUAGUGGUGCUCCAGCUCCGUACUGGAACAGUCUUGGCCUCAAGUACGCCAGCGAGGGCAGGGUUCUCACCAUGGACUACACUGGAGGCUAUGCACUUAUGCAUCCAGCGUCUGAAUCGAUGACAUGGACAGGAACCCAGUACUCGACAUUCAUGCAUGUUCAGUGCACCUCGAUAGUCAGCGCAGCCACUGCCAAGUGCGAAGGGUCGUACGGCUCGUUCGAGCUGACCAUAAGCUCUAUCUCUCUCGGGGGCACGACAGCGACCGGCAGCACACUGGGCUUCCAGCUAACAACGCCCGGAGUAACCCAGGAUCUUACAGCCCUGCCGGUUACCGUGACCAAAGUAUCCCUGGCAACUUCCACCCCCACAUCUAUGUCCACGUCUACUUCCACAUCUACAUCUACACUCACGCCUACUCCAACGCCGACUCAGACGCCUAGCCAGACGCCAUUGACUACGUCUUCGUCUGGAGGUGGUGGCUUUCCGAGGGCCACGCAGCCGGCUGGGACUUUUGCUGGUGCUGCAGCACUUGUGGGAGGAGUUUUGAUGCUAUUCUGAACUGGGCGUAUCCUUGAGAUUGCAUCAUGGAGUUUAUGUUUUGCUAUAGUGGCUAGCAAUGUAUGGGUUUGUGUGUUCUUUGAGGCAAGACCGUUAAUAUUUUUUGUAUAUCUUCCUUUUUGAUUCAUGAUCGUUGUUCUUGUCCAUUGAUUGAUUAAGUUGACGCCAUGAUGAAUCAAA
Messenger RNA from Pyricularia grisea, 1252 nucleotides. RefSeq lists its product as uncharacterized. The transcript is spliced from 3 exons. Bases 278 to 1072 code for a protein of 264 amino acids. The record is from RefSeq and is a predicted model, not a curated record. Lineage: Eukaryota; Fungi; Ascomycota; Sordariomycetes; Magnaporthales; Pyriculariaceae.